AUGUUCAAGCUUCUGAUUGCUGCGGCUCUUGCUGCGGUGGGCGCGUCCCAGUACGCCAUGCCGCCUAACACGACCAAUUCAACUACAUUCAUGAACCCGAUCGUGGACGCUGGAGCAGACCCCUGGAUGUUCCGCCACGAGGACUACUACUACAUGACCUACACCAACAACGUCAACAUCACCCUCUGGCGCAGCAAGUCCCUGACCUCCUGGGACGCCGCAGAGUCCAAGACCAUCUUCGUCCCCGAGCCCGACCAGGCCUACUCCACCGACCUCUGGGCGCCCGAAAUCCACCAAAUCGACGGAAGCUGGUGGGUAAUCUUCACCGCAGACCCCAACUUCGACUCCCCACCACCCGAGGUGGAGAUGUGGUGCGAGUACAACUGCCCCGCCGUCAAUCACCGCAUGUUCACCGUCGUCGGCGAAGGCAAAGAUCCCUGGACCGCCGAGUACCGCUACCACAGCGAACUCGAGACGUACGAUCAAUUCGCCAUCGACGGAACCUACUUCCAGCACGCCGACCAAUUGUACCACAUCUACUCGUGCUGGUACCACAAGUACGACGGCUGGCCAGCAAACCUCUGCAUCACCAAGAUGUCCGACCCUUCCACCACCGUCUCCCCCUUCUCCGAACGCCAGAUCAUUUCCGUCCCAGAGUACGCCUGGGAAAAGACACCCUUCGGCCGCUCCAUCAACGACCGCCUCUCCUCCAACGAAGGCCCCCAACAACUCACCAACCCCACCACCGGCCAAAACUUCCUCAUCUACAGCGCCGCCCGCUCAGACAACCGCAACUACUGUCUCGGUCAGCUCGAGCUCGUUGGCGACGAUCCCAUGAACCCUAGCGACUGGCGCAAGCAUCCUUACCCCGUUUUCUACCAGAAUCCUAGUGAGAAGGCGUACGGUGUUGGUCAUGCGUCUUUUACGACGUCGCCUGAUGGAUCCGAGGAUUGGAUCGUUUACCAUGGUAUGCAGGAUCCGACGAAUGGGUGGAGUGCGAGGUCGAUUCGUGCGCAGAAGUUUGGCUGGAAUGAGGAUGGGAGUCCGGACUUUCCUAAGCCGGGGUAUGGGCCGUAUCAGGUUCCUAGUGGGCAGUAG
Messenger RNA from Alternaria ventricosa, 1098 nucleotides. RefSeq lists its product as uncharacterized. Gene Ontology annotation, molecular function: hydrolase activity, hydrolyzing O-glycosyl compounds. NCBI's taxonomy places the organism in Eukaryota, Fungi, Ascomycota, Dothideomycetes, Pleosporales, Pleosporaceae. The transcript has 2 exons. Gene Ontology annotation, biological process: carbohydrate metabolic process. The coding region runs from base 1 to 1098 and encodes 365 amino acids. The record is from RefSeq and is a predicted model, not a curated record.